This is a messenger RNA of Osmia lignaria (orchard mason bee), 4204 nucleotides long. RefSeq names its product Heterogeneous nuclear ribonucleoprotein K (gene HnRNP-K). Gene Ontology annotation, molecular function: RNA binding. The record is from RefSeq and is a predicted model, not a curated record. NCBI's taxonomy places the organism in Eukaryota, Metazoa, Arthropoda, Insecta, Hymenoptera, Megachilidae.
GGCCUCGAGACACCGAGCGGACGGAGCCCAUCGUCCUCCCCGGACUUUCACAAGUGGCUGCUGACUUUUACGCGUUCGCCGACCAAGUUCACCGGAUGCAUCCUUCUUCCUCUUCGUCUCCGCUUCUUCGUCAUUGGUUGGAUUUGGAUUCUCUCGGUCACAGAUCCUCGAGAUAUCACAGGAAACUUGAGGGGGUUGCGAGUGUGAAACGUAGCUGGUAGCUCCGAAGGGUUCACUGCCGAUCCAUCCCGGAGGUUGCAGCGGCGAACACCAUUAUCGGUAUAAUGAAGAGAGAAGCUGAUGCAGGCGCCAUGACAGGUUCUGGAGGGCCAACAAGUCCUCACAAGCGUUACAGACAGGGUGACGAUGAACUCCGUCUUCUUAUUCCCAGCAAGGUAGCCGGUUCGAUAAUCGGCAAGGGUGGCCAAAACAUCACCAAACUGAGAAGUCAGUACAAAGCCUCAAUCAUUGUACCCGAUUGCCCCGGACCCGAACGGGUGCUUACAAUCAGCUCGGAUCUGCCCACUGUUCUUCAGGUGUUGAACGAGGUCGUACCUAAUCUCGAGGAGGUGAGUGUUGCUACCAGAAGAGGAUCACACGGGAAAAGAAAUGACUCAAUCAAUGGAUCGCGCCAUGGCAGCGAUGAAAUCGAUGUACGUAUGCUGGUGCACCAGAGCCAAGCUGGAUGCAUUAUUGGCAAAGGAGGGCUAAAGAUCAAGGAGCUUCGCGAGAAAACUGGCGCCAGGAUCAAGAUCUAUUCCCACUGCUGCCCUCACAGCACCGAUCGAUUGAUCAGUAUUUGCGGAAAACCAACCACCUGCAUCGACUGCAUCCGUGAGCUGAUCGCCACCAUUAAAACUUCUCCAUUGAAAGGUGUGAACAAUCCCUACGAUCCGCACAACUUCGACGACUAUUACGCGGAUGACUAUGGGGGUUAUGGAAGUGGUGAUGGUGGUCAAGGUAAAGGUGGUGGUUUCGGCGGUCCAGGAGGUCGCGGUGGUGGUGGUGGAGGCGGCGGUGGGGGCGGAGGAGGCAUGCCACCGAGACGGGACAAUCGUGGCGGUGGACCCGGCGAUAUGAAUCGCGGUUUCCCACCCCCACCGAGGGGUGGACCACGUGGCGGAGGCGGUGGCGGUGGUGGAAUGUCCGGUGGACCAGCAGACCGUGGCUACGGGGGUAAUUCGCGCGGAGGAGGUGGUGGCGGGGGCGGUUAUGAAGGUGGACGAGGCGGUUAUGGAGGAAACAGGGGUGGCCCGCCACCUUAUGGCGGAGGAAACUAUAACGGUGACGGAUGGGGAAUGCAAGGAGGAGCACCAAACGGUUUGGGCGGGGGUGGAGGUGGUGGCGGUGGCGGCGGUGGAGGUGCCAAUUCAGCAAUGAGUGGCCCACCCAUGAGUGGUAACAAUCAAGGAAAUCAGGGCAACAUGGGAGGGAGCAAGACCAGCACUCAAGUCACCAUUCCUAAAGACCUUGCGGGGGCCAUAAUCGGCAAAGGAGGAGCCAGAAUCCGGAAAAUCAGAUCAGACAGCGGUGCUGGGAUCACCAUAGACGAACCUUUGCCUGGUAGCAACGAUCGCAUUAUUACUAUAACCGGGUUACCAAGUCAGAUACAGAUGGCUCAGUACCUGCUUCAGCAGAGCGUGCACGAGAAUGCAGACCAUUAUUAGGACGUGGUAGAGGAAGCAUUCAGGGGGAGCCAAAGAUGCGUUUGUAAUUUUUUUAAGGAUACUUCUCCGCAAAUGGACAGACAUUCGUGCGAAAAAGUGGAAAACCGAAACCUUCGAUGAUACGACGAACUCUUCAGCCGCCGCAUCCAAGGAACCACACACACACACGCGUUCAGAAGCAAAAAUAAUAAAAAAAAAAGAAAGCACGCAGUCAUUUUUCAAAGCAGCCUCAGACACACUGCUGCUCUUUCGCAUUAACUUCUUAACUUGUACGUGAAAAAAGGCUAGUUGGAGCAAUUCAAAGAACUCCUUGUUACACACAGUUUCUAUUCUCUAUUCCACGCUAUCGCCACACGCGGUUAGGGGGUCAUCUUCUUUUCGAGGAGAUCCACGAGACCUUUCCCAAGGUCUCGUGCUUGCUGAUUGCUGUUUGUGUGAGUAGAGAUCCCGUUUUCAAUUUCUACACUCUGACCAGUGAACAGGAUUGUAAUAAAGUUUAGGAAAGGGUAGUUUGUGUGGAGGAACUGAGUUGCAAAUAAUACACUCGCCUAAAUUGCAGACCAGUCCCAGAACACCGCUAUUUGUAAUCCAAGAGACCCCGAAAAUUUGUUAAUAUCCUGUGCCCUACGGUUGCGAUGGCCUAUUCCGAGGGUUGCAAGCUGCGAACAGCACACCCGUUUUCUCUCCUUGUACGUAAUAGAAUGAGAUAAAGAACGAAAUCCUCUUUCAAUACGAAGCGACACGUUUCCAUUCGAUUCAUUCGACUCAUUCGAGAAUUCCAAAACUCGAAUUGGCACUAGAGACGUCGAGGAGCAGCGUGUUCCUCGUGCUGAAGAAAGGCCAAAGAGAAAGCAUAGUUUUGAGGUCGUUCUCGAUCUUCGCGCAUUUUUUCCCCUGCCUUAUUAUUAGUAUAUUUUUCUGCGUUUUUUAAUCGUUUUGUAUCGCGUGCUUUUUUGUCACGGACCAACUUUGAUAAGAUCAUAUAUAAAUAUAUAUAUUUUUCCCCCCUUUACCUUCCCGUCUAUUCUUAACUGGAUGAUCCUUCCGGGUACCAAUUUUCGAAGCGCACACGUUGCCUGUAUCUUUCUUUUUUUCGUUCUUGUCGCUGCAGAAAUCUUCCUGGAACGUGAUUUCCCUUUCUUUUCUUAGAGGAAAUGUCUGCACCAUGACGAUUCGUGAGACUUUAAGUAAAAACCCCCGGGAUCGAUGAUGUAGAGGAACGAUGAUCUUUGAUAAUUUCGCAAAUGAAUUCAUUUCUCUGGACGGUUUCGAUGAGCUGAAGAAUCGGUGGAAAAUGUAGCGGUGAUAAUAACUUUACAGAAUCGAAAUUUGUACAUACACGUGUGUAAGAAGCAAGGAAAAAUGAAAAUAGGAGAAGAGAAAUCAUUGAAAGUAUCACUUCCCUUUCCUUAAUUGCCACGUAAACCACGUUUCUGCUGCUGCAUCAUUUAUUAUUAUUACUAUUAUUAUUAUUCUAAUUACUAUUAUUAUCACUAUUGUACGAUUAUUAAUAAGAGUAAUUUUUGCAUUAAUUGUAAUCCCCAAUACACCUGAGAGUCUUUUGUACUAAUGAUACAAGGAAAACGUAAACACUCAGUUUCGUGGAUCGAGCGUGUAAAUCCACGGGUGUCCCUGAUCAUUUUUCUUUUCUCGCGGUAUAGAUUGUUAAGAUAAAUAUGUGUGAGUGAAAGAAGAGAGGGUCACGACACGUGGAAUCAAAAGAAACUUGCAACGAAGUCUGAUGCAUACAUUGUGUUUAGAAAGUAUAUAAUUGAAGCCAUUUGGGAGAAUGUUAAACUUUAAGAACAGUGAACCUAUAUAUAUAUAUAUAGAUAUAUAUAUAAUAAUAUACUAUAUUCGCGUACAAAAUCUGUUUGUAUCUUAUGAAACGAUCAUUGAUGACGAAACAACAGGAGUGAGAUCAUUUUUGUUACCUCUCGAGAGCGUGUGCAUUCAGUGUUAUUAAAGUUUAAUGUGGUCUGACAUCGAAUAUCAAAUUCUGAACGUCUUCUGAAAGGGAGCACCAUAAGUUUCUUGAGUCUCUUCAAUCUUUAUACAUGUUAAAAAAAAAAAAAAUAAUAAUAGUAGCUGGUGUUCUCUUUUAGGGAUCGUUUCACGGAAAGAAGCUUGCAAAUAUAACAAACAGAUUAACCGCGUGGAUGAAAACCAUCCUGAAGUCCAAACUCGUCCACUUUCCCUUUCCUCAAGACCAACAUCGUGUAUCCAGAGGAUAAAUUUCACGGCACCCUUACAUUCUCCUUCUUCUUUGUCCCCUGAUAUUAAAGUCUCAGUCUCUAAAAUGGUUUAAAAACGGAAACAAAGAACCAUAGAACCAGGGAUCCUACAGUCGUCAGGGUCGAUAAUUUACAAAGGGCAUUUUUCUUUAUUUUUUUUCCUUUUAAUGCAUCUCGAUCGAACGAAGGCGUUCACCAACCCUUUUCUUUUAGAUUUAACAAAAGGAGAACCAUUCUCUUCCUCUUUCUGACGGUCUAUUCCCACUACGCUGUGUUUAUUCCAUGAUCAAUUAAAAGAAAAAA